Messenger RNA from Penicillium antarcticum, 771 nucleotides. RefSeq lists its product as uncharacterized. The transcript has a single exon. Bases 1 to 771 code for a protein of 256 amino acids. Lineage: Eukaryota; Fungi; Ascomycota; Eurotiomycetes; Eurotiales; Aspergillaceae. The record is from RefSeq and is a predicted model, not a curated record.
AUGUCAUUCGGCCUCUCGAUCGGCGAUAUCUGCAGUCAAAUUACGUACCGGCUCUUUACUGCUGCGACAUCUGGUCGGAAAGAUGCACCUCGCAGGCUCAGAGAGCUGGAUGACAUUUUGCUCGGCUUGAACUGUGCUUUGAAUUGUCUUCAAAAUGCCUCUCUUACAGUAUUACCGACAUCAAACGGCGAUGCCAGCAACUAUCACCGUCAAAUUGGGCUCAUGCUCCGCUCAUGUCGCCGAACUCUAGAAGAAUUGGAGAACGCAACAGCAAAGUGCCGGGAAGCGGGACAGAGUCCUACAGUCAUACGCGAUAGCAAAAAUGGCCUCAAAUUAUUUCCCCAGGAGUUCAUCGCGCAUGUUAAGGUUCAAUGGCGGAGGUUUAUUUGGGAUCUUCAAGAAGACUCAUUCAGCCAAUACCGACAUAGAAUUCAAUCUCACACCAAUUCGAUCAAUCUUCUGUUGAGCACGCUGAUCUGGUUUGUGUCCCGCCAUGGCCUCGACGUUAGACCAGCUAAAUCUGAUAAACCCCACAGGUCUGCCACCGAUCGUAUCGAGAAAGAUGGCCGACGCCAAGGAAAAAUGAUGCAGAGAUUAUUACAUCAAGCCUUCUGCCUUAACAGUGCAUUGUUUUCUCCAGUGCCUAAUCAAUACGGUCUCGCAAAGUCUCAUCGCUCGUUGACGUUUCCUGAUAUUUCGCCUUCGAAUGCAAUGUCAUCGCCAUUGGUCAAGAAAGUGGAUUUCAACACCGAGUCACAAUGUGCUUUUUAG